Messenger RNA from Microstroma glucosiphilum, 2873 nucleotides. RefSeq lists its product as hypothetical. Lineage: Eukaryota; Fungi; Basidiomycota; Exobasidiomycetes; Microstromatales; Microstromataceae. Gene Ontology annotation, cellular component: cyclin-dependent protein kinase holoenzyme complex; nucleus. The record is from RefSeq and is a predicted model, not a curated record. The transcript has 2 exons. Gene Ontology annotation, molecular function: protein kinase binding; cyclin-dependent protein serine/threonine kinase regulator activity. Bases 205 to 2793 code for a protein of 862 amino acids. Gene Ontology annotation, biological process: regulation of cyclin-dependent protein serine/threonine kinase activity.
UCGCCCUACCUGCCUCUUCGCCCAAGGAAACGCUUUACAGGUCAAACGGUCCACUGCGUUCGCUUGCCUGUCCGAACACCCUCCACCCGAACACAUUUGCUGCCGUCCCCUUCCCCUGGAUGACAGUGAAGACUUGGUAAUUCCUCUGUCCUCGGACGAAAAGAAAGGACCAGGUGUCUGACACCCCAAGUCCUUACCAUCUCGAUGACAGUAGCCCUGCCGCUGACAUCGCUGCCUGUAGCCACACGGCCGAGCAUGAUGUCCAAGGAUAUGGUACAGCAGCAUUACCACGACGCAGCCCCGGUGGCUAGCAGCAGUAGGACUAUCUAUGAUGCCACUCUCGAUUAUGGAAACCAAAGCACUUCUGCUGCGAGGAACGCAUGCCAGUGGGAGGCCUCAACUUCCCAAUUGCCCCCGUCUGGACCUUCGGUGGAGUCCGCGUCAUCAUCAAAUGCAAACCUCAGCGUCUCUGCUAUACCUCCGCAGAAGCAACAAGCUAUGUGGUCCCCGAAGAGGCGGCGCUCCAGCGCGCCGCCCAAGAACAGUACGGAUGCCUUGGCAAAGUGGUUCGCUGAGCUGAUUAGCUGGAUCUGGUUUUCGCCUUCUUCGAGCACAUUGGUUGGAGCCUCGCGGCCUAUGACACCUGUCCGAAGCCCGACAGCUGCCUUUGCCCCUCAUCAACCUUCUCCACUAGCUACUGCUGGCAAAAGGACAGGGCCCACGUCGAGCAGCGUUUCUGGCGAUGACCGCUUUGCAAUGCUCGGCGGUACCUCGGUGUCUGCGCCUUCCACUGCAGUCUGGCAGUCGGCAGAUACAGAUCACCAGUUGCGAAGGGGAACAGGCGCCUCCAGCGGAUGGACCAAUGGCUCCUUCGACGAUUGCUCCUCGCCCGACCGUCGUUUCCAUCCUCAGGAGAAGUUCGUGGCUUUCAUCCGAGACACUAUCAAGACUACACAAGUCUCGACGUCUGUUCUCAUUCUGGCUCUGCUCUAUGUCCAGCGGCUCAAGCUGCAACAUCCCAAGCUCCGGGGUCAGGAAGGCUCUGAAUAUCGACUGUCCGUGACCGCCAUGAUGCUCGGCAACAAGUUCCUAGAUGACCACACCUAUACGAACAAGACGUGGUCUGACAUCAGUGGUAUCCCUCUCAAAGACAUCACAAAGAUGGAAGUCGAGUUCUGGCUGGGCUUGCAGAUGCGCAUAUACGUCCACCAGGAUGACUAUGAAGCAUGGCUCCAGACUAUUGACGACCUCUUCACUCAACGAACGCAAGCAUUGUGGAAGAGGGAGCAGCGCGAAUCAGCUAGGCGCAAGGCUGCGGCUCAGCAACUGUCGCCCAAGCCUUACCCUCCUCUGCGCUACUCCUUCUCGCAGCUUGGCUUCUGCCCUUCUAGCGAGAGUCACCUUCCCUCACAGCAGUCGCUACCUCAAGCCUGGUCGCCAUCCCACCCAUUCCCUCCCGUUAACCAGGAAGGUGGUGGCGCCACAAGUCCGAGCCCACUGUCACAGUACUCGACGUAUUCAUCGGCUCCCACCGCAAGCAGCGCCGCUUCGACAUGUGCCACGAGCACUCUCCCAAUGGCCGGAGACAAUGUCUUCGCAUACUCCCCCGAGCAGCGAAGGAUGUCAGCUCGCAAGCUUUCACCCUUGUCGACUGGCAGCCGAUCCGGCUAUGGCUCGCUAUCUUCUACGACGGCUCCAUCCUCGAUGCCCGCAAUGACUGGAUGGCAACACUCAACUCAUCUGGGUGCUCCCAGGCUGUCUUCUGGUGGCAACAGCGGCAGCAGCAGCAUUGACAGCAGCGCCAACUCGCUGUCUCGCAAGCGCGGCAGAGAAGAUCAGCUCGAGACAGGUGACGAGGCAAACAACAUCAACGGUCGUGAAAGCAAGCGUGCAGGUCUCACACCAUCUGCAGAAGCUCCUUCGCUCGACGGCUACCCCUGUCGCAGCUACUCUCGAGCAAGCAGCGCCGGCGCCUUCGGUGCAGAGCAGCUACCUCAGACCACUCAUGCAGGCUCUGACUACCUGGCUUCUCGCAAUGACAGUGUCGGUGCGCCUUUCCCGGACGAUGCUCUCUACCGUUCGAUCUUCGCAGAGCCGCUGACUCCCAACUGCUUGACUCAAGGCUACGUUGGCCCACACGGCCUUCCUGCCGGCUUUCAAGGUAGUGGGGACGAUCGAGGUCUGGCCUUCUACCAGCUUGCUGCUGGCAAAGACUUGGGACUGCCAGCUCUGCACCUACCCCCUCCCGUCUCUUACUUUGGUGGCUCGAACGGCGCUCCUUGGUCUACCGGAGGAAACAAUGCGGCUGCUAAUGCUGCCACCGCUGCCGCCGCUUCCGCUGCCAGGAGGGGUAGCCUGAAUUUGGCUGCAUUUGCCUCUCCGCGAGGAUCUUGGCAGACGAAUGCAGGUCAUCAGAGUGGCUCGCUGUCGAUGUCGCACUCUCCCUCGAGGCAGGCUCUGCCGAUCCGCCCGCUUCGUCUGUCACCAGAGGCGUACGGUUUCAGCUACGGAAGCUCCGCCUCUACCUCUGGUCCAUCCAGUCAACUAGCCAGUGCUGUGCAGCCCACCUCUGCGCCACUGACCACUGGUGGUAUCAACCAGAAUGCGGCGUCGACCGAAGGGGACAAUCGCAGUCGAUGGAUGCCCUUCAACAAUGUGCCCAUGAACAUGCAAUUGGAGCAGAUGCAGCAGUGGCAUCAAAUUCAGUAUCAGCAGCAGAUGCGUGCACAGGAGGAAGAGGAGAGGAGGAGGAGAAGUAGUCUAGGUGGACUCUUUGCCGCUGGUCGCUACUGAGAUCUCUUUUGGCAAAGGCAGGUUCGACUGAGACGACUACCAGAUAGACGCUUCGGGGCCGAGCACCGCUCCGGCUCACC